AUGACGUGUUCCUGUACAGGGAAGGACUGGUCCUGUACAGCAGUGGGGGCACCAGUCUUUAUGGAACCGCCCCCUAACAUGGCUCCACCCCCUAAGAUGCCCCCGCCCCCUAACAUGGCUCCACCCCCUAACAUGGCCCCAUCCCCGGAAUGCAAAGGAUGUCUGAUUAAAGGGAAGUGUCAUAAGUCUGGAUACACGGAGCGAUCCAAAUUGAAGGAUGGAGGAUCAAUGACGUGUUCCUGUACAGGGAAGGUCUGGUCCUGUCAUGCAGUGGCGGCACCAGUGUUCAUGCAACUACCCCCUAGCAUGGCUCCACCCCCGGAAUGCACAGGAUGUCUGAUUAAAGGGAAGUGUCAUAAGUCUGGAUACACGGAGCGAUCCAAAUUGAAGGAUGGAGGAUCAAUGACGUGUUCCUGCAAAGGGAAGGACUGGUCCUGUUAUGCAGUGGGGGCACCAGUCUCCAUGCAACUACCCCCUAGCAUGGCUCCACCCCCUAACAUGGCCCCACCCCCGGAAUGCACAGGAUGUCUGAUCAAAGGGAAGUGUCAUAAGUCUGGAUACACGGAGCGAUCCAAACUCAAGGAUGGAGGAUCAAUGACGUGUUCCUGUACAGGGAAGGACUGGUCCUGUCAUGCAGUGGGGGCACCAGUGUUCAUGGAACCGCCCCCUAGCAUGGCCCCACCCCCUAACAUGGCUCCACCCCCGGAAUGCAAAGGCUGUCUGAUGAAAGGGAAGUGCUAUGAAUCAGGACACGUGGAGAAGUCUAACAUCAAGGAAGGAACUGAGACCUGCACGUGCACAGGGACGUCCUGGUCGUGUAGCGCGGUGGGGAUCCCCGUCUUCCAGGCACCGCCCCCAACCAUGGUGUUACCGACGAAGUGUGAUGGCUGCCUGGGCCCAGACGACGAUUGUCACGCGAGUGAUGAAACGGUCGAUGACGGGGUCAUCAAGUGCGCUUGUGAAGGGCCGGUAUGGAGGUGUGCUGUCCAGGGGCCACCACCGACAACACUGGGGCCUUCCCCGCCGUCAACGACCACACCACCUUUCCUAUGUUGCAGAGAGCCAAGCGGUAUGUGUCACCAGCCUCUCUUUGACACUCAGAUCGUCGACAACACAUUCUGCAUGUGUCGAGAUCUCGUGUGGACCUGUGACCCUGCUGACGUCAUCAAACCCAUAAUGGGUUGUGCAGGUGUCCUAACCAAGGUCACAUACAACACAUCAAGUGUUCUACCCAAGGCCACAUACAACACAUCAGGUGUUCUACCCAAGGUCAGUUACAACACAUCAGGUGUUCUACCCAAGGUCAGUUACAACACGUCAGGUGUUCUAACCAGUGCCACAUACAACACAUCAGAUGUUCUACCCAAGGUCAGUUACAACACAUCAGAUGUCCUAACCAGGGCCACAUACAACACAUCAAGUGUUAUAUCCAAGCCAAG
Molecule: messenger RNA, 1439 nt
Organism: Gigantopelta aegis
Lineage: Eukaryota; Metazoa; Mollusca; Gastropoda; Neomphalida; Peltospiridae
Product: kielin/chordin-like protein
Exons: 8
Biological process (GO): actin filament polymerization
Cellular component (GO): cytoplasm; actin filament
Molecular function (GO): microtubule binding; actin binding
Source: RefSeq, a predicted model, not a curated record